Messenger RNA from Gossypium arboreum, 1150 nucleotides. RefSeq lists its product as uncharacterized. The transcript is spliced from 3 exons. The record is from RefSeq and is a predicted model, not a curated record. NCBI's taxonomy places the organism in Eukaryota, Viridiplantae, Streptophyta, Magnoliopsida, Malvales, Malvaceae. Bases 205 to 885 code for a protein of 226 amino acids.
UGCAAUGGUUUAUUGCUAUGCUCCAUUCCCAUUGUCUACUCCGUUGGCAUAACGCCAAUAAAAGGUUAUAUUCUCUUUCUCUCUCUCAUUUAUACCUUUUGGGGUUGUUGCAGUCUCAUAGCCAAGAAGAAGAAGAAAAGUUUCAUCUUUUAUGUUGGGAUUCUAAAGGGUUGGAGAUACCCAAAAUUUAAAGGGGAAAGAGAGAUGGGUUCAUGUGCAUCAGUACAUAAAAGCUCCCAAGAGUCAGCCAUGAAAGUUGGACUUUCUUUAGGGUCUAAAACAGACAAUAUCAUCAUCCCACCUUCACCUGUUAAAGAGAAAUCUGAUGCUGUCAAUGGUAGUAAAGAUGAAACUUUUUUUGAUUCCAGAGCAUAUUUGGAUUCGGAUUGUGAUGACGAUUUCUUAAGUGUCAGUGGUGAUUUCACUCCAUCUCGAGGUAAUACCCCCGUUCACCAUAAUAGCAUCUCUAUUGGGGUACCUAAAAUUCACAAGGCCAUUGAUGAAGGAUCUGCUGGCUCAUGUUCGGAAGCGUCCCCAGGAAAGAAAAAGAAGCUAGUCGAACUAUUCCGUGACAGUGUUAAAGAAGACCAAGAUGUUAAUGAGCUAAAUACCUCGAUCAACCAGGACACUGCCAACGGAAAGCUUGAAUGCAAACCAACAAUCCAAGACAUACUACCUCCAAAAUCUGCCAACGGUACCCCUUAUGUCACUCAAGCUAAUUCUCAGUGCAGUAGUGAAAGGACGGCAAAUGGAGAUAACCUUAUGUUCAAGGAGAAGUCUGUUAGGUCUGCACAACGUUGCCUUCCUAGCUUGGUUUUAUGCAGUAGUUCUAGUGAGAGGAGGAAGAAGAUGAGCCCUGCAACAGAUGUAAAAUAUAAGCCUUAAUUUCCAUCAAUUUACCAGUAAGUAGGUUGAAGAAGCCCGGAACUUGAGUCCCGGAGAUCUUGCUCACAAAGAUAAUCGGAUCUAAUGAAGUCCUGGGAGGAGAUCAUACAGUUAUAUACAGGAUUUUCGGAUUCUAGUCAAUGUAAAAAGCAUUACAGUAUAUUACACUAUAUCUAUGUUAGUCAAAUGCUGUUUAAAUCUUAAUUGUUCUUUACAUUUUCAGCUGAAAUAAUAAGAAUAAUCGUAAGAGCUGAUUUGUUAAUAA